CUGCUGGCCCAGGGCACAGCGAGGAGGGCGCUCUCUGAGGCCGGGUCGGCCCGGGUUUCGGGCGGCUGACCGCUGGGCCGGGCAAGGCACCGAGGGUCGUGGUCCCCUCUCCUACGUCUCCGACGCCUGGUCUCUAAAGCCAGAAGAGAAGGUUGGAUCCAGCAACUGUUUCUUUUCCGGGUCGCUCUGAUCCUCUGGAUACUGGGUUGAUCUACGGAAUAACCGAAGACGACGUUUGGGAUUUAAUUUUUCCUCUCAGUUUUUGGAAUCUUUCACUUCUCACUUGGACAAGAACUCAAGAGCAAAAUUCCCGUGUUGCAAUCUGGUUCCUAAGGAGAAAGAGGAAGGCAGUCCUGGAGUGGUUUCUUUAUAGCAAUUUCAACAGAAGAGUGAGAGAUGGAACCCGAAGAAGAAAGAAUUCGUUACAGCCAGAGAUUGGUUCUUGGGGGUUUUCUCUAUCUGUGAGUAUUUGGUUAAAAACUUAAACCCUAAAGAUAAAAGGCAGAAAAUAGUGACCAAACGAAUGGUUUUGGCACAUACAGUGGUGAAGGCCUCCUUCAGGUAAAAGAUGCCCUUGGAGUUCUACAGUGUACUUACUGCCUGUGUGGCUAUACAUGGUGGCCUUUGUUGGAGGGAAAGAAGAUAUGAAAGAAAAGUCAUUCUGUAUAUUUGAACUAGGAGGGGAAAAGUCCAAUCUAAUGGCGAGGUACCAUGCGACGACGCUAUGAAGACGAUGGCAUUUCAGAUGAUGAAAUUGAAGGAAAAAGAACUUUUGACUUGGAAGAAAAACUCCAUACCAACAAAUAUAAUGCCAAUUUUGUUACAUUUAUGGAAGGAAAAGAUUUUAAUGUAGAGUAUAUCCAGCGGGGUGGCUUGAGAGACCCUCUGAUAUUCAAGAAUUCUGAUGGACUUGGAAUAAAGAUGCCAGAUCCAGACUUUAGUGUGAAUGAUGUCAAAACGUGUGUGGGGAGUCGUCGGAUGGUGGAUGUCAUGGAUGUGAAUACACAGAAAGGCAUUGAAAUGACCAUGGCUCAGUGGACACGCUACUAUGAGACUCCAGAGGAAGAGCGAGAAAAACUGUAUAAUGUCAUCAGCCUAGAGUUUAGCCACACCAGGCUGGAGAACAUGGUACAGAGGCCUUCAACGGUGGAUUUCAUUGACUGGGUAGACAACAUGUGGCCCAGGCAUUUGAAGGAAAGUCAAACAGAAUCAACAAAUGCCAUCUUGGAAAUGCAGUACCCUAAAGUGCAGAAGUACUGUUUAAUGAGUGUUCGAGGCUGCUAUACUGACUUUCAUGUGGACUUUGGUGGUACCUCUGUAUGGUAUCACAUCCACCAAGGGGGAAAGGUCUUCUGGCUCAUCCCCCCUACAGCCCACAACCUGGAGCUGUACGAGAAUUGGCUGCUGUCAGGGAAACAGGGAGACAUCUUUCUGGGUGACCGGGUGUCAGAUUGCCAACGCAUUGAGCUAAAGCAGGGCUAUACCUUCGUCAUUCCCUCAGGCUGGAUUCAUGCUGUAUAUACUCCUACAGACACAUUAGUCUUUGGAGGAAAUUUUUUGCAUAGCUUCAACAUCCCCAUGCAAUUAAAGAUAUACAACAUUGAAGAUCGGACACGGGUUCCAAAUAAGUUUCGCUAUCCAUUUUACUAUGAGAUGUGUUGGUAUGUGUUGGAACGCUAUGUGUACUGUAUAACCAACCGUUCCCACCUAACUAAGGAAUUUCAGAAAGAAUCUCUCAGCAUGGAUUUGGAGUUAAAUGGAUUGGAAUCUGGAAAUGGGGAUGAGGAAGGAGUAGACCGAGAAACCCGACGCUUGAGUAGUAGGCGUUCUGUCCUUACUAGCCCUGUAGCCAAUGGGGUCAACCUGGAUUAUGACUGCCUGGGCAAAACCUGCCGUAGUCUUCCGAGUCUGAAGAAAACUUUGUCUGGGGACUCAUCCUCUGACUGUAGCCGGGGCUCCCAUAAUGGCCAAGUGUGGGAUCCCCAGUGUAGCCCCCGAAAGGACAGGCAAGUGCAUCUGACCCAUUUUGAGCUUGAAGGCCUCCGCUGCCUUGUAGAUAAGUUGGAAUCUCUGCCAGUGCACAAGAAAUGUGUCCCCACAGGGAUAGAAGACGAAGAUGCUCUUAUUGCCGAUGUAAAGAUUUUGCUGGAAGAGCUUGCCAGUAGUGAUCCCAAGUUAGCCCUUACUGGAGUCCCUAUAGUACAGUGGCCAAAAAGGGAUAAGCUUAAAUUCCCCACCCGGCCAAAGGUGCGGGUUCCAGCCAUCCCUAUCACAAAGCCUCACACUAUGAAGCCAGCUCCACGGCUAACACCUGUGAGGCCCGCAGCUGCCUCUCCCAUUGUGUCAGGUGCCAGGCGAAGACGAGUGCGCUGUCGGAAAUGCAAAGCCUGUGUGCAAGGAGAGUGCGGUGUUUGCCACUACUGCAGGGACAUGAAGAAGUUUGGAGGACCUGGACGUAUGAAACAGUCCUGUGUCCUCCGACAGUGCUUGGCACCCAGACUGCCUCACUCAGUCACGUGUUCCCUCUGUGGAGAGGUGGAUCAGAAUGAAGAGACACAAGACUUUGAGAAGAAACUUAUGGAAUGCUGUAUCUGCAAUGAGAUUGUUCAUCCUGGCUGUCUUCAGAUGGAUGGAGAGGGUUUGCUUAAUGAGGAAUUGCCAAAUUGCUGGGAGUGUCCAAAGUGUUACCAAGAGGACAGCUCGGAGAAAGCUCAGAAGCGGAAAAUGGAAGAGAGUGAUGAAGAAGCUGUGCAAGCCAAAGUCUUGCGGCCCUUGCGGAGCUGUGAUGAGCCCCUUACACCCCCGCCCCAUUCACCCACUUCCAUGCUGCAGCUCAUCCACGACCCAGCUUCCCCCCGGGGUAUGGUGACUCGGUCAUCCCCUGGGGCUGGCCCCAGCGACCACCACAGUGCCAGCCGUGAUGAGCGCUUCAAACGGCGGCAGUUGCUGCGGCUGCAGGCCACAGAGCGCACCAUGGUACGGGAAAAGGAGAACAAUCCCAGCGGCAAAAAGGAGCUGUCUGAAGUUGAGAAAGCCAAGAUCCGGGGAUCGUACCUCACUGUCACGCUACAGAGGCCCACCAAAGAGCUCCACGGGACAUCCAUUGUGCCCAAGCUGCAGGCCAUCACGGCCUCCUCUGCCAAUCUUCGCCAUUCCCCUCGUGUGCUAGUGCAGCACUGUCCAGCCCGAACCCCCCAGCGUGGGGAUGAGGAGGGGCUGGGGGGAGAGGAGGAGGAAGAGGAGGAGGAGGAGGAGGAGGAAGAUGACAGUGCAGAGGAGGGGGGUGCAGCCAGGCUGAAUGGCCGGGGCAGUUGGGCUCAGGAUGGAGACGAAAGCUGGAUGCAGCGGGAGGUCUGGAUGUCUGUCUUCCGCUACCUCAGCCGCAGAGAACUUUGUGAAUGUAUGCGAGUGUGCAAGACGUGGUAUAAAUGGUGCUGCGACAAGAGACUUUGGACAAAAAUUGACUUGAGUAGGUGUAAGGCCAUUGUACCCCAAGCUCUCAGUGGCAUCAUCAAGAGGCAACCAGUUAGCCUUGACCUCAGUUGGACCAACAUCUCCAAGAAGCAGCUGACAUGGCUGGUCAAUAGGCUGCCAGGACUAAAAGACCUCCUCCUAGCAGGCUGUUCCUGGUCUGCAGUCUCUGCCCUCAGCACCUCCAGCUGCCCCCUUCUCAGGACCCUUGAUCUUCGGUGGGCAGUAGGAAUUAAGGACCCUCAAAUUCGGGACUUGCUGACUCCAUCAGCCGAUAAGCCAGGUCAGGACAAUCGCAGCAAGCUCCGGAACAUGACUGACUUCCGGCUGGCAGGUCUUGACAUCACAGAUGCCACACUUCGCCUCAUCAUUCGCCACAUGCCCCUCCUGUCUCGACUCGACCUUAGUCACUGCAGCCACCUUACAGAUCAGUCCUCCAAUCUACUCACCGCUGUCGGGUCUUCCACUCGUUACUCCCUCACAGAACUCAAUAUGGCAGGUUGCAAUAAACUGACAGACCAGACCCUGAUCUACCUACGGCGCAUUGCCAAUGUCACCCUGAUCGACCUUCGGGGAUGCAAGCAGAUUACUCGAAAAGCCUGCGAGCACUUCAUCUCAGACUUGUCCAUCAAUAGCCUCUACUGCCUGUCUGAUGAGAAGCUGAUACAGAAGAUUAGCUAAGACAUGCCCAGCCCAAACUGAACAGGAAAUGGAUCUUCCCCAGCCUCCCCACUGUGGAGAGCCUCUCCCUGACCCUGCACGGGCUCUGAGGCCAGCGUCACACUCCCUCUCUGCUCUUCUGUCCCUGAGCCCUUCUCCCACAGGUGGGUUAGAGAGAGUGGACAACACCAGGUUUGCCUGCCUGCUCCUCUCCCUCCCAAGGAAAAGGGAAUAGCAGUUGAUGUGAGAGGAAGGAAAUCACAGGCUGUGCUGUCGCAGUGCCUGUUCACUUGCUCAUCUGCCAGGAGGCUGGGCAUCUGGGGGAUUUGUGCAGCCUUUACCUGUACCAUGCCCCAGGCCCCUCCUCCCCACCUGUGGCCCCAGCAGUGCCUGGUUCAGAGCAGACUCCAGGAAAGAAAGCAGUCCUGUCUCCAUGGCCAGGUUCUCCUCAUGGUGUCCAGUGCGUGUCUCUCCUCUGUCACACUCUCCCAGCUCCUGCAGGAGGGGCCAGCAGCCCCAGAAAUGCCAGGCCCAGCAGAUCCCACUGGUGCUGUUGAUGUCCGAAGCUUCGGACCCAUGUCUGUGCUUGCCAUCCUUUCCUCUCCCUGAGCUUGAUGCUGUCCAGCAUUCGUGCUCAUUCAUGUAAUACAUUGUACCUCCUUCCACCUAGCCCGACUUUCCCACUAGUCUUCUCUGAGGUCCUUGUUGCACUUAACUGGGGUUGAAGCUCUUUAGAGGAGCUAGAACUGUACCCCAGGGACACGCCCAUUUCACUGCUACCCAGGCAGAUUCUGAGACAGGCACCAUCUCCUUAUUCUCCCUCUCUUGCCUCCCACUGACUGCCCUGUUGUUCCACGUGUCCUCCUUCCUGCCUGAAUAAGGCUUUCCCAGGAUGCGUGUCCUCAGAGGGAGUAGCCUUUCUCCCCUACCAGCUGAGGGGAGCAGAGGACUGGCCAAAUCCCCACCUGCCUCUGGGCCAGGCUUUUCCAGGCCUCUGGUUUAGUGUGGCCCUCAAGCGCCCCAGGCCUGUGUAUUGCCCCAUCGGCUUACUGACCUGGUGGUGCCUUUUAAGGGUCAAGGGUUCCUUCUUGGAAGCCAGUCACCUGCCCUCUGCUUAUAGCCGUGGAAGGGGGUGUGCAUGUGCCUCUGUGUGUGGAUGAGUAUGUUGUGUGUGUGUGUGUGUGUGUGUGUGUAGAGGGAAGGAGGGGAGUGUGUCUCCCACUCCACCACCCUUUGUCAAGCCCCAUCAGCUGCCCCCUUUUACUUUGCAUUGAACGGCCUGUCCAAAGAUCCUCUCUCUAGGGCAGCAGAGAGCUUUUUGCACUUUAAAAAAAGAAAAGAAAAGAAAAAGGUCGGAAUUUCUUCUGGGUCAAUAUUUAAGUGUGAGGAGAUGCUCAAUAGCAGCAGCCUGUGGCAAGAGCUUCUAAGUGAUAGAUGCAAAUUUGCACUCUGCUCCCCAUCUGUAAGGAGAUAGCACAACCUUUGCCCUGCCUUCUUGUUCUCCAGCCUCAUCCCCUCCUGGUCCCUUGACUGUAGCCCAGUCUCAGGCUUUCCACCUCUUAAACCUGCAGUGGGGAGGGUACAGAGCCAGGCACCAGGGCUCUGAAGUAUGAGCCACCCCAAGGAGAGACAUCAACUGCACCCUUGCCACUGCCAAAGCAAUAGAGGCAGAGGGCCCCCCGCUUGCCUCCUAGCCCAGCUUUGACCCUGGCAUUAACUGACCUUCUUAGAUGAAACUGGGUCCUGUUAAGAGGUGGCCUUGUAUCUGUUUCUUCCAAUCUGCUGAUUCUUUUGACUGUAUCUUAAAAACAGCAGUCUGCUCCCAUGACCCUCUGUCCCUUCAUUGGUCUCUAGGCCCCAGCAAGUCUGGGGCUAAAAUGUUGAGGAAAUGCCAGUGACUUAUUCCAGAGUGCCUCAGUUAGGGGAACUUAUCUGUAAAGAACCCUGGGUAUUGAGCAAAAACAUUAUUAUUAUUGUUAAUGACCUAUAAGCUUCCUGCUUUUGUUUCUUUGUUUUGUUUGUUUGUUUGUUUUGUUUUGCUUUUUGGUUGCUCCUGUGGAAAAUACUAAAAAGAUAAAGUUCUGUUUUGUUGUCUUUUUAUAAAAGGGGAGGUGGAGAGACCCCUUCAAGAGCAGGGAUUGUGCCGGGAGAGUGCCUCUGAUUUUGGGACAUUUCAUCCACAGAAAUUUCCAAGCUGAUGGUUUGUUUGGGGUUUUGGUUUUUGUUUGAUUUUUGGUUUGGAAACAAGCAUUUUUACCAUGCACGUAAAUUGGUCAGCAGAAAAGGGAGCCCAAGAUGGCAGCAGAUGGACCGAUGCCCUUUUUGGGUUUUACUUUUUGUUGGGACUGAGGGGAAAAUGGUUUUUAGAGGUGAGGGUUGGUCCACAUGGAGGAGAGAAAUACCUGUUUGGGGACAGAGGAAC
Messenger RNA from Fukomys damarensis (Damara mole-rat), 6553 nucleotides. It is a transcript of the gene Kdm2a, whose product is annotated as lysine demethylase 2A. Gene Ontology annotation, biological process: protein demethylation; regulation of transcription by RNA polymerase II. Lineage: Eukaryota; Metazoa; Chordata; Mammalia; Rodentia; Bathyergidae. The coding region runs from base 712 to 4152 and encodes 1146 amino acids. Gene Ontology annotation, molecular function: protein binding; transcription coregulator activity; zinc ion binding. The record is from RefSeq and is a predicted model, not a curated record. The transcript is spliced from 23 exons.